Salvia splendens (bonfire salvia) is the source of this 727-nucleotide messenger RNA. RefSeq lists its product as uncharacterized. The transcript is spliced from 4 exons. The coding region runs from base 281 to 673 and encodes 130 amino acids. The record is from RefSeq and is a predicted model, not a curated record. Lineage: Eukaryota; Viridiplantae; Streptophyta; Magnoliopsida; Lamiales; Lamiaceae.
CAAAUUAAACAAUAAAUACACAAAUAAUAUAAUAAAACAAAUUAAACAUAAAAAAAGGAGUAGAUAGUUUUCGACAGCAGCAUUAACUGCAUUAAAUGAGAUGUCUAAAAUAAGAAUAUUUGAGAGAGAAUGUCAGGCAACUUGCUGCCCACAACUUGCUGCCCACGUUUUUUUUUUUUUUUACAUGUAGGGAUAGAUAUAACAAUCACUUUCACCCCUAUCACACUCAAGCUUUCCAAAGAGUUCACACUCAGUUUUCCAAAGAUUUCGCAUAGGAUAGAUGAAGGAGAGUUGCAGACAAUUUAAGAUCAAGUCCCCCACAUGCAACAACACUUCGUCCCCACAUCAAAAAGGCUAUCUCCGUGAGUUAAGGGUGGAGUCAGGAAAAUUCAAGUUAAAGAAACUAAACGAACAAGAUGAUGAAGACGAAGAUGAGGAGGGUAUAGAUGAUGAAAACAAGAUGAAGAGGACAUUUCCGAGCGCAGAAGCUAAAGAAGUUGAAGUUAUUGCGAGAAAAAUCUCAAGGCGAAGCCCCUUAUGCUGUGAGGGUGGAGAGAAACCGCUCAACUUGUUUCAUCGGCACGCAGCAAGCUGGCUGAGGUGGGUGGUGCCUACCAAGUUCUAUAAUUGGAUAAACGUUAAUUUUUUUUUUAUGUUUAAAAUUCUAAUUUAAUCCUAUUUAUGUGUCCUCUUAUAUUCGUAUAUUUAUUUUUGUUGAAAUUUGAAA